CUUCUGUGGUUGUUGCUCCUCUAAACCCGUUUGGACCCAACACCUGUUCGUCCCAACCGUCAGCUCUCACCAUGGCCGAGGGCGCUCGCCCUGAGGAUUACUGCGACGAGCCAGCAGAGGACGAGUUUGGAGAGAUCAUCAAGAGUCGCUCAGAUGAAAGAGAAGAUGUUCAAAAGAAAACUUUCACCAAAUGGGUCAACUCACAGCUGGCUAAGACAGGAAAAGCUCCAGUAGAAGACUUGUUCUCAGAGCUGUGUGAUGGACGACUGCUGCUGGAACUGCUGGAGGAGCUGACAGGACAUCAGCUGGUGAAGUUGGAGAAAGGAGUCACACGUGUCCACUCACUGAACAAUGUCAACCGAGCGCUGCACAUCCUGCAGAAGAACAAUGUUGAUCUGGUAAACAUUGGAGCGGCUGACAUCGUUGAUGGAAACCACAAACUGAUUCUUGGGCUCAUCUGGAGCAUUAUAGUUCACUGGCAGGUGAAGGAUGUGAUGAAGGACGUGAUGGCAGGCCUACAGCAGACCAACAGUGAGAAGAUUCUGCUGAGCUGGGUCCGACAGAGCACCCGGCAGUACCCUCAGGUCAAUGUGGUGAACUUUUCCAGCAGUUGGAAUGAUGGGUUAGCGUUCAGCGCCCUGAUCCACAGCCACAGACCAGAGCUGAUCGACUGGAGCUCGGUGGAGGCGGAGUCUGCUGUGGAAAGGUUGGAGAAUGCCUUCAGUAAAGCUGAGCAGCACCUGGGGAUCGAGAGGCUGCUGGACCCAGAAGACGUGGCGGUGCCGAGCCCUGACAAGAAGAGCAUCAUCAUGUACGUGACCUCCCUCUUCCGAGUGUUUCCUCAGAGCGUCUCCAUGGAGGCCAUUCAGGAGGUGGAGAAACUGUCUCCAGCGUCCACCGGCGCCGGCCGAGUGGAGAUGGAGGAGCAUUACCAAGUCCAGACCCAGCAGCGCUUCUCCCAGCAGAUCACGGUGAGUGUGGCUCAGGGCCGGGUCCGGAGCCCCUCGUCUCAGCCUCGCUAUAAAAGCCACGCCUACACCCAGGCUGCGUAUGUCACGUCGCCCGAGCAAAAGAGGAGGCGGUUUGCUGACCAGUUUCUGAGUCCCAGUCAAGAGGAUCUCCAGCGAGGUCUCAGUCCUCUUCCUCCAGGAUCCACCAGUUUGGAGAGCUACCAGGCGUCCCUGGAGGAGGUCUUAACGUGGCUGCUGUCUGCUGAGGACGGUCUGCAGGCGCAGCCCCCCAUCUCCAACCAUGUGGAGGAGGUCAAGGAGCAGUUUCACAUGCAUGAGGGCUUCAUGGUGGAGCUGACCACACACCAGGGCAGCGUGGGCCGGGUUCUGCGGGCCGGAGCCGCCCUGCUGAGGGAGGGGCACCUGAGCGAGGAGGAGGAGUCUGAGGUCCGGGAGCAGAUGAACCUGCUGAACUCUCGCUGGGAGCACCUGAGGGUGGCCAGCAUGGAGAGGCAGAGCAGACUCCACGAGGUUCUGAUGGACCUCCAGCACCAGCAGCUGCAGCAGCUCACAGACUGGCUGGACAACACGGAGGCCCGCAUCAAGAGGAUCGGUUCCCAGCCUCUGGGUCCAGACCUGGAGGACGUCAAGCACCAGGUGGAGGAGCACAAGCUGCUGCAAGAGGACCUGGAGCUGGAACAGGUCCGAGUCAACUCUCUGACACACAUGGUGGUGGUGGUGGAGGAGAGCAGUGGAGACAGCACCACCGCCGCCCUGGAGAGCAGACUCCAGGUUCUCGGUGACCGCUGGGCGUCCAUCUGCAGGUGGACUGAAGAACGCUGGAUCCUGCUGCAGGAAAUCCUGCUGAAGUGGCAGCAUUUCACCAAUGAGCAGAGUUUGUUUGACUCCUGGCUGACGCAGAAGGAGGAGCUUCUGGCCUCCAUCCGGACCUCCAAAGGGAAGGAGGCAGACCCCAGCGCUUUGCUUCACCGCCUCACUAUGCUGAAAGCGGAGCUGGAGGCGAAGCAUCCUACCAUGGACCGGCUCUGCUCCAUGAGCCAGGAUCUCCUGUCCAGCGUCAAGAACAAAGACGUGGCCAACAAACUGGAGGCCAGACUGGACACCUUCGCCCAACGCUGGGAUGAGCUGGUCCAAGGUCUGGACCUCAACAUCUCCCAGUUGUCGUCCUCCAGGAAGUCCGAGCUGACCCACUCGGUCACCGCCACCGUUACCAAGGUCAUCACCAGGGAGAAGGUGUCGGCUCUGCGGCAGGCUCGAGAGUCGCCGCCGCCGCAGAAGAAGAGGCAGGUGGUUGUGGACUCGGAGCUGAGGAAGAGGUUUGACGUGGACUUCACUGAGGUGCACAGCUACAUGACCCGAGGCGAGGCCAUCCUGCAGAGUCCAGAGUUCUCCAUGUCCCGGAAGGACGGCAGCAUCCAGGAGCUGUUUGACAAAGUUCAGGCCAUAGAGCGCGAGCGGCCUGAGAAGUACAGGAAGCUGCAGGAGGCCACGCGCACGGCACAGACGCUGGUCGAGCAAGAGGGCAGUCGGGCUGAUGACAUCGCUCAGGCGGCGGAUCAGCUGAACCAGCGCUGGCUCGGGUUCUGUGGGCUGCUGGCAGACAGGCUGGCCUGGCUGGCCUACCAGACCAAGGUCCUGGCCUUCUACAGCCUGUUCCAGCAGUGUGAGCAGGCGGUGGACAGCAGUGAGAACUGGCUGAAGGUCCAGGCCCCCCCAGCAUCAGAACCAGAACCUCUCAGAGUGCAGCUGGACCGCUGUCGGCUCUAUGCUGAGGAGAUCUCUCGCCUGUCCUCACUGCAGCUGCAGGUGGAGCUCCUGGAGCAACGUUUGAAGGAGCUGAAGGAGGAGAAGGAGGGAGAGGAGGACUCCUCCACCUUCCUGGAUGCUGACAUCCACGCCUUCAAGGAGCACUACCUUAAGGUCCUGGAGGACCUGCGGGCCCGAGAGAGGCAGCUGCAGCUGGUUCUGGAGAGUCUCCCUCCUGCUCGCUACAAGGACACCAUCUCCACUCUGUUGGCAUGGAUACAGCAGUGCGAGGCCAAGAUGGCCGUCCCCUCCACAGCAGUGACCGACUACCCCGUCAUGGAGCAGAGGCUGGCGGAUGUUCAGGCGCUCCAGGUGGCUCUGGCUGAACACCAGGAGGAGGUGGACUACCUGACCUCCACGGUUGAACAAGUUUUCCAGAAAGCUCCUCCAGACAUUUGUCAGAAGUAUCGAGCAGAGAUGGACGCCGUUUUAGCUCGCUGGCGGCGCCUGGGCUCCACCCUCACCAGCAACGCAGAGCGAAUCCAGGAGCUCAUGGCCAAGCUGAUGCAGUUCCAGAACGACGUGAAGUCCUUGAAGAAGUGGAUGGCGGACGUGGACGUGUUUCUGAACGAGGAGUGGCCCGCCCUGGGAGACUCUGAGGCUCUGGAGAAGCAGCUGGAGCAGUGCACGGCUCUGGUCAACGACAUCCACACCAUCCAGCCAAGCCUCAACGGCAUCAACGAAGUGGGGCUCUACCUCAAGAAGGAGGCGGAGCCUCCGUUUGCCAUCCACAUCCAGAAGGAGCUGGACGACCUCAACGGCCAGUGGGAGAUUGUCUGCAAACAGGCCUACGCCAAGAAGUCGGCUCUGAAAGGGGGGCUGGACAAGACCAUGGCCCUGAGGAAGGAGAUGCAGGAGAUGCAGGAGUGGAUCAACCAGGCUGAGGAGGACUACCUGGAGAGAGACUUCACCUACAAGACUCCUGAGGAGCUCAGCAAAGCUGUGGAGGAGCUGAAGAGGGCCCAGGAAGAAGUCCACUCCAAAGAACUGAAGGUCAAGCUUCUGACUGACAGCGUCAACAGCUUCAUUGGAAAGGCACCCCCCACAUCCCAUGAUGCUUUGCGCUCAGAGCUGGAGGUUCUCACAGCCAACUACCAGCGCCUGUGCAGCCGGCUGGAUGGGAAAUGUAAAACCCUGGAGGAGGUGUGGGCGUGCUGGUGUGAGCUGCUGGCGUACCUGGAGCAGGAAAACCUCUUCCUGGAUCAGCUGGAGCAGAAGCUGGACGAGACAGAAAACCUCCAUGAAGGAACUGAAGAGCUGCAGGAGGCGCUGGAAAGUCUGGAGGUUCUCCUGCAGCACCCAGAGGACAACCGGAACCAAAUCCGAGAGCUGGCCCAGACCUUGAUGGAUGGAGGGGUUCUGGAUGAACUGAUCCAGCAGAAACUGGACGCCUUCAAUUCUCGAUGGGAUGAGCUGAUGGCGAGGGCGGCGCUCCGGAGGAGCGAGCUGCAGAGCAGCCUCCAGCUGGCUCAGGAGAACGACCGGACCCUCAGACACAUCCAGGACGCUCUGGCCAACACGGACCGCCACCUGUCCUCGUACCUCGCCGACCACAUAGACGCUCAGCAGAUCCCUCAGGAGGCCCAGAAAAUCCAGAGCGAGCUGGGCAACCAUGAAGCGGCCCUGGAGGAGCUGAGGAGCAGGAACAAGGACUCCCAGAGGAUUAUGGGAGAGAUCCAGCUGACCCAGAAACUGCUGGCAGACGUCUGGACCAAGUUCCGGUUCUUCCAGAAGCCGGUGAACUUUGACAGCCGCUUGGCCGAAUGCGAGCGUGUGCUGGCCGGGGUCAAGGGUCAGGUGGGGCUGCUGGGCAUUCGCAGUGUGGAGCAAGACGUGGUGCAAUCGCAGCUGGAGCAGUGCAUGAAACUGUACAAGCUGCUGAGCGAGGUGAAGGCCGAGGUGGAGACGGUGAUCAAGACCGGCCGGCAGAUCGUCCAGAAGCAGCAGACCGAGCAGCCCAAAGAGCUGGACGACAGAGUGACGGCCCUCAAACUGCUCUACAACCAGCUGGGGGCUCAGGUCACCGAGAGCAAGCUGGAACUGGAGAAGAGCCUCAAGCUGUCCAAGAAGCUUCGCAAGGAGUUGACUGCGCUGACUGAGUGGCUGGCUGCCACCGACGCCGAGCUGACCAGGCGCUCCGCCGUGGACGGCAUGCCCAGUGAUCUGGAGGCAGAGGUGGCCUGGGCGCAGUCCAUCCACGGAGAGACGGAGAAGCGGCAGCCGCAACUACAGGCCGUGGUGGAGCUGGCGGAGGCGCUGAAGGCGGUGCUGCGCGAUCACGCCGGCUUAGUGGACGACAAAGUCAGCCUGCUGCACUGCAACUGGAUCGCAGUGACGUCCAGAGCCGAGGAGUGGCUAAACCUUCUGCUGGACUACCAGCGGCAGAUGCACAAACUGGACGGAGAGAUCAAGGAAGUGAACGAGUGGAUGGACGGAGCCGAGAGGAAGAUGGAUGAGAUUGAGAGUCAAGGACCCAACGACGGCGUACUGAAGGUGCUGCGAGCUGAGCUGCUGCUGAACACGACCAGGGUGGAGGAGGUGGGGGCCCUGGCUCAGGAGCUCAUGUCCACGCGGGGGGAGAACUGCCAGGUCCAGGUGGGGCCCCGGGUGGAGCAGCUGCAGCACAGGUUCAGCGCUGUGUCCCAGCGGAUCGCCGCUGCGCCGACGGCGGCCUCCGCCCAGGAGCUGCAGCAGUUCCACCACGACGCCCAAGUGUGGCUACAACUACUGGAGGAGGAGGCCAACCAGGGGGAGAACCUGAAGGAAGAGGACUUCCAGGAAGACAAGGACUGUGAGGAGGCGGCAGUCAAAGAGCUCCUGCUGAGAGGAGAGAGCCUGCAGAGGAGAGCUCCAGAUGUAGACAAACGCGAGCAAGUCCGGCUGAAGCACCGCCUGCUGGACAGCAAGUACAACGCCGUCAAGGACCUGCGCGUCCUGAGGAACAAGAAGGCCUUGGCCAUCGCCCCGCAGUGGUACCAGUACAGGAGAAAGUCACAUGACCUGCUGGCCUGGCUGGAGGAGAUCCAGCGCACUGUGGACCAGCUGCCUGACCCCCCCGAGGGGGAGCGGGUCAAGGAAAUUGUCUCAGAGUUGGACGUGAAGAGGGAGGAGCUUAAGGCGGUGCAGGACUUAGCCAAUCAGCUGUCAGAGGCCGGAGCUGCCGGCCUGGUGGAGCCUCGCCAGCGGCAGCUGAACACUCGCUGGCAGGAAGUGGAGGGUGCCAUCGGUCCCUUCAGAAGACGAAGUGACCACGUCUCAGACCUGCAGACUCUGCUCCGGUCGCUGUCAGAGACGGACUUCCAGCUGAACUCUCCUGAGUUCUGGCCGGCGGCCUUUUAUAAACUGGGUCAGCAGGAUCAGAUCCUGAAGGAGGUCGGGGACAGCAUCUCCGUUCUCCGGGGACCAGUGGAGGCAGCGCUGGCCCGUACGGAAGAGGUGGUGGCGGGGGCCCGGCCUCUGGAGGCUCAGAGGAUUCGAGAGAUGUCGGGCCUCCUGAGCAGCAACUGGGACAAAGUCCUUAAGCAGCACCAGGACCGAGUCCGGCGCUGGCAGGAGUGCAACUUCAAGUGGCAGAAGUUUGUGUCAGACCAGCAGGCCAUGGAGGCGUGGCUUGCUGAUGCAAAGGCCGCUCUGGAGCUGGCGGAGACGCAGCCAGAAGCUCAGAGGCAGAAACUCCGGGUGCUGACGGAGGCCCUGCCCCUCCAGGAGAGAGUGAUAUUCAGAAUCAACUCAGCAGGUGAGGAGAUCUGCCACCUGAGUACCCCCGAGGACGCUCUGCAGCUUAGAACGCAGCUGAAGCUGCUGAACAACAGCUGGACCGCCAUCGUCCAGCAGCUCCAGGAGCACCGCAGGAGCCUGCCCGGCUUCAGCAGGUCUGCAGAGGCUCGAACUGCAGCUGCACAGCUGCAGGAGGACAUGGGUUCUAUGUCUGGCUGGUUGGACCAAGCUGAAGCGGUUCUGAAGAUCCCCCUCCAGCCUGCAGAACCCCAGCACAUCAGAGACACGCUGGACAAAGUCCAGACACAUGUAGAACAACUUCCUGAGAAAGAAGCAACCAUGAAUGAUCUGAACUCCAGGCAGAUGCUGGUCUCUGUUCCUGCCGAGAAGCUCAGAGACAUCAAGAUGAUCAACACACGCUGGUCUCAGGUGUCCAGGGCUCUCCCUGAACGUCAGCUGGAGAUCGAGGCUCUGCUCAGAGAACUUUUGAAGCUGCGCGGCUCUCUGGAUGAUCUGUCUGGCUGGGCAUCGAACACCCGGGCUAGGCUGGAGCAGAGUCCAGAAGAACCCCCGCCCAGGGUGAUGGAGGAAGUGCAGGUGAGGCAGCCAGAAGUGGAUUCAGUUCUGGAAAAAGCGGAGCGGAUCUUUAAGGAGGUUCCAGAUGCUCAGACAGAAAAGCUAAAGUACAUGAAGCUGAGAGAAGACUGGACGGUGAUCCUGGAGCUGCUGCAUCAGCACAGACAGAAGAUGGCCGCUCAGCUACAAGCUAAAACAGCCCAUGAAGGUCUGACCGGCAGUUCCCAGCCGGAGUCUGCAGCUCUGGCUCAGUUCAACAAGUCGUGGGCGGAGCUUACAGACUGGCUGACCAUGCUGGAUAACAUGGUGCAGAACAAACAGGUGGUGGUGGCCGACCUGGAGGAUAUCCACGACAACAUCUCCCAGCUGAAGGCAUCUUUGCAAGAGCUGGAGCAGCAGCGCCCCCUGCUGGAGAAACAGGUCACUGCAGCACAAAACCUGAAGAACAAAAUCAACAACCCAGACACGCGUACUGCCAUCACUGAGCGCAUCGACAGACUCCAGACUCACUGGGAAGACUCUCAGACCAAACUGUCAGACCGGACGAAGCAGCUCCUCAACAUGCUGCAGGACUCCACCAACUGGCUGGACCACAGGAAGGAGGUGGACCGUCUCACCAAGGAGGCCAGUGAGCGUCUGGAGUCCUGGCAGGAGAUCACGUACACCGUGGACCAGCUGAGGAGGCAGCAUGCAGAUCUGAAGGUCUUCAUGAAGGACCUGAAACUGUGGCAGGAGCAGGUGACGGAGACCACGGCUCUGGCCAACAAACUGCUGACUCUAUACUCCAAUGAUGACACCCAUAAGGUCACCCAGGUCAAUGACCGCAUGAUGGCGACGUGGUCCCACAUCAACAAGCGGGUAUCAGACAGGGAGGCGGCUGUGGAGGCAGCUCUAAAGCUACUGCAACAGUUCUUCCUGGACCUGGAGAAGUUCCUGAACUGGCUGGCAGAGGCAGAGACCACCUGCAACGUUCUAGUAGACGCCACCAACAAGGAGCGCCUGCAGAAGCAGCCGGACAGCAGCAGGAAGGUGCUGGCGCAGUGGAAGGAACUGCAGGCGGAGAUCGACGGCCACACGGAGCUGUACCACUGUCUGGACGAGAACGGCCGCCGGAUUGUGUCGUCGCUGGGGGAGUCGGAGGACAAAGUUCUGCUGCAGAGACGUCUGGACAACAUGAGGCAGCGCUGGACCGACCUGAACAAUAAGACUCUGAGCAUGAGGUCCCAGCUGGACUCGGAGAUGGCUCCAUGGAGGAGGGUCCACAUGAACCUGCAGGAGCUGCUCAACUGGAUCCGACUGAGAGCUCAGCAGCUGGAGCAGGAGGCUCCAGUAGGGGGCGACGUCCCCACAGUUCAGGCACAGCUGGAAACACACAGAGGCUUCAGGAGGGAGCUCAGAGUGAGGGAGCCCGAUGUGAUCAAAGCUCUGGAUGACGUGUCCACCUUCCUGUCGGAGCUUCCUCCAGACACAUCCUGGGCGGAGUCCAGAGACAUCAGUCCAGAAGAGCGCGCUCAGAACGUGGGCAGAGUCCUGCGCAAAGAAGCCGACGACGUGAGGAGCCAGUGGGAGCUGCUCAACGGCGCCUCGGCGGACUGGCAGAGGAGGCUGGAGCUGGCUCUGGAGCAGCUGACAGAACUGCAGGAGGCGCAGGACCUCCUGGACACGCAGCUGAGGCAGGCCGAGGCGGUCCGGGAGGCCUGGGAGCCGGUCCAGGAGCUGUCCGCCGCGGCUUUGACCGAGAACAUCGACAGAGUCAAGGAGUUCCAGGAGGAAGUGGCUUUGAUCAAAGAUGAUGUCACUCAUAUGAACCAGCUGGCGUCCGCCUUUGAUCCCAUCAACAUCCAGCUGUCGCCCUCCAACCUGGAGCGAGUCGAGGAUCUGAACACUCGCUGGAGGCUCCUGCAGAUCUCCAUCAAGGAUCACCUGAAGCAGCUGACAGAUGCUCACUUCAGCCUCCAGCAGGGAUCUGUAGAGAGUCCGUUCGAGCAGGGCAUCUCUCCAAACAACGUUCCCUACUACAUCAACCAUCAAACCCAGACCACAUGCUGGGACCAUCCCAGGAUGGCGGAGCUGUACCAGUCUUUGGCCGACCUGAACAAUGUUCGAUUCUCGGCGUACCGCACAGCCAUGAAGCUGCGGCGUCUGCAGAAAGCUCUGUGCUUGGACCUGCUCAGCAUGCAGGCGGCGUGCGAGCUGUUCGAGCAGCAGGCGCUGAAGCAGAACGAGCAGCUGCUGGACGUCCCCCAGCUGGUGUCCUGUCUGAGCAGCCUGUACCAGCGGCUGGAGCAAAGCCACGCCCACCUGGUCAACGUGCCGCUGUGCGUGGACAUGUGCCUGAACUGGCUGCUGAACGUCUACGACACCGGGCGCUCCGGAAAGAUCCGGACUCUGUCCUUCAAAACGGGAAUCAUCUCUCUCUGCAAAGCUCACCUGGAGGACAAGUACCGAUUCUUGUUCCGACAGGUCGCCAGCGCCACAGGCUUCUGUGACCAGCGGCGCCUCGGCCUCCUCCUCCAUGACUCCAUCCAGAUUCCCCGCCAGCUCGGGGAGGUGGCGUCCUUUGGCGGCUCCAACAUUGAACCGUCCGUGCGCAGCUGCUUCCAGUUUGCCAACAACAAGCCGGAGCUGGACGCCGCCAUGUUCCUGGACUGGAUGCGCCUGGAGCCUCAGUCCAUGGUGUGGCUCCCCGUCCUUCACCGCGUGGCUGCAGCGGAAACAGCCAAGCAUCAGGCCAAGUGCAACAUCUGCAAGGAAUGUCCCAUCAUCGGCUUCAGGUACCGCAGCCUGAAGCACUUCAACUACGACAUUUGCCAAAGCUGCUUCUUCUCCGGCCGCGUCGCCAAGGGCCACAAGAUGCAGUACCCCAUGGUGGAGUACUGCACCCCGACCACAUCAGGAGAAGACGUCAGGGAUUUUGCCAAGGUGCUGAAGAACAAGUUCAGGACCAAACGCUACUUUGCCAAACACCCGCGCAUGGGUUACCUGCCGGUGCAGACCAUUCUGGAGGGAGACAACAUGGAGACCCCCAUAACUCUCAUCAACUUCUGGCCUGUAGACCAUGCGCCUGGGUCCUCCCCCCAGCUGUCCCACGAUGACACCCACACUCGGAUAGAGCACUACGCCAGCAGGUUGGCAGAAAUGGAGAACCGUAACGGCUCUUAUCUGAAUGACAGUGUCUCACCCAAUGAGAGCAUCGAUGACGAGCACAUGUUGAUCCAGCACUACUGCCAAUCUCUGAACCAAGGCUCUCCUCUCAGUCAGCCCCGCAGCCCCGCCCAGAUCCUCAUCUCCAUGGAAACUGAGGAGAAGGGAGAGCUGGAGAGGGUCCUCGGUGACCUGGAGCAGGAGAACAGGAAGCUGCAGGCGGAGUACGAACGCCUGAAAAAGGCUCACGACAGGAAGGGGCUGUCCCCACUGCCGUCCCCCCCUGAGAUGCUCCCCAUGUCGCCGCAGAGCACGCGGGACGCCGAGCUCAUCGCCGAGGCCAAGCUGCUGCGGCAGCACAAAGGCCGUCUGGAGGCACGAAUGCAGAUCCUGGAGGACCACAACAAGCAGCUGGAGUCACAGCUGCACCGCCUCAGGCAGCUGCUGGAGCAGACGGACUCCAAGGUGAACGGUACGGCCCUUUCCUCGCCCUCCACCUCCUCCCAGCGCUCUGACUCCUCCCUCCCCGUCCUCCGCGUGGCGGCCAGCCAGACCACCGACACCAUGGGUGACGAAGAUCUGUCCAGCCCUUCCCAGGAUGCAUCUGGUCUAGAGGAAGUGAUGGAGCAGCUCAACAAUACCUUUCCUCACAGCCAGGGAGGGAGAAGAGGACAUCAUCUGUGAUUGGUCCCAGCAUCCCCAGCCUGCUGUACGCGCCCCGUCAUGGACGCCACACGGACCGCCCCUUUGAACUCUAACCCCGCCCCCUACAUAUAGCAUGCUUUUCUAGUCAAAACAACUGGAUUGAAGAGUUUACAAAGAGAUUAUAACAUCUAUUUUUGUGAAUGAUCGUUGUUGUAACUUAGACCCGAGUAGUUUCUUAACGCGUCCUGACGUCGUUCUCUGGUUUUUAAACUUCUAUGCAACUGUAAAAAAACAAAAACAAACGAGAGGGACAGACCAGAUCGGUGGGAUCUCUUUCUAACCAGAAGCAGCCCGAGCAUUUCACACCUUUCUAUCAAAAAAUGAUUGUAAUAAUACCUUUUCUAAGAGGACGCCGUCUGACUGAUGUGUGUUUGUGUGUGACUACUGCAUAGCAACCUGGGCUGGUAGAGCCACGCCCCUUUGUUUGAACCCGCUGUCGGAGCCAAACUGGACCUGAGACUGUCGAUGUCGUGGGAACCCGACUCGUCAAAUACAGGUGUCGUCUGUGGAUAGACUCGUGUUGGUCUGAAAGACCGAUGGUGUUUCAGACGGUUUGGCUCCUACACCGGCAUCCUCGGUCUCUGCGGUACUGAUCCGGGUUUGCAGACCAGACUGACAGAACAAGCUUGAAGAACAUGUAGCCAAACCAGCCAGCCUGAACAGUAAUCUGAACUCGCACAACAAAAACAGAUCUGAACAAUUAGAUUCAAGCUGAAGAAUCCACGAACACAACCUGAAACCAGAACAACCUGAAACCAGAACAACCUGAAACCAGAACAACCACCUGAACAAUCUGACAAAAAGACCUAGAAGAACAGACCAGAACCAUUUGACUGAUCCUGACCCAUAAACAACCUGAACAACAAUCUGAACACACGAUACCAAACCAGAUCUGAACAAUUAGACCCAAUCUGAGGAAUCGAAUAACACCCACCUGAAGCGAGAAGAACCACCCGAACAAUCUGACAAAACCACCCAAAAGUACAGACUCCUACGACUGAACUCAUCCGACCUGACGCAUGAACGACCUGGAGAGUCAGAUUAGACUCCGCCCCCUCCUGGUGUGGUUGGCUGCUUUGACGUGAGUGAGGAAGCCGUGUUCAUCAGCAGCAGCAUGACCCGAUGGUUUGUGCGUGAAACAACAAACGUCUGUUCUUCACGACAUAUCAGACUCCACCAAAUGUAUGCCUUACUACUGUAUUACGAAAUGCUUUACUAUGUAUCAAUAAAGCACGCAGUUAUGUCCA
Oryzias melastigma (Indian medaka) is the source of this 12166-nucleotide messenger RNA. It is a transcript of the gene dmd, whose product is annotated as dystrophin. Gene Ontology annotation, molecular function: zinc ion binding; protein binding. NCBI's taxonomy places the organism in Eukaryota, Metazoa, Chordata, Actinopteri, Beloniformes, Adrianichthyidae. The record is from RefSeq and is a predicted model, not a curated record. Gene Ontology annotation, cellular component: plasma membrane. The transcript has 85 exons. The coding region runs from base 72 to 10898 and encodes 3608 amino acids. Gene Ontology annotation, biological process: synaptic signaling.